UCUUGAUGGAGGGGGGUUACCACCCGCUCUGCCCCAGAUCACGUUUGCCACCCACAGCCAAACACUCUUGUCCAAGUCCGCGGGCAAGAGGCGAUUGGGGACGAGCGAGCUCGGCAUCUCAGGCCCAGUCCGGUCCCCACCGGCCCGAGGCGGAAUAUCCUGCCCGCCCCCAGGCCACCUCCCCUCGUGGAAUCGGAGCGGCGGCCUCGCAGGAAGGCAGAAGCGAAAUGUAGCGAGCCGGGUGUCGCGGUUGGACGCUCGCCUUGGCUGGGGGUGUAGCGGGGCACACGCGGGGGCUCGAGGAGGACGGCUGAGGGGGAGGAGUGAUGAGAAGAGGAGGUACCCUGCAUCCCCCGAUUCCGCGGGCCCCUGCUACCACUCUCCAGGCGCCCUUUCUCCCCAGCGAAGCGCAGGUGUUCCACACCGAUUCUUGUGACUUUAAGGACCAGGCAACCAAGAAAGUACAAGAUCUUCUCAAGAAGGGAAGACAUCUCUGGGAGAGAGGGGAAAGAUAGCAGAUACUGGGACCAGCUGAGCCCAGCCAAGGUGCUGUGAGACACUGAAGGCACCCAGCAGGAGUGGGAAGAAGCCCUGGCCUCAGACUGAGGCUUCAUUCUGAAUGAUCUGAACUUAUUCAGCUUUUCCCAAGAGAGGGCCGCAGCAUCAGGCACUCCAGACUCAGGUUGUGCUCUCCCCUUCUGCAUGCUCCUGCUCUGAGGAGCUGGCCACUGAGAACCAAAGAUUGCCCCUGGCACGGCACAGAGCUGCCAGGAGCAGGCACCCACCACCCCUAGAGGCAGCUGCUGCGUCUGGUGAGGACUUUGUUUCCUUCCAGUUCCGGGCCGCAUUGCUUGAUGGGGCUGUCUUUUAGUAGAUCAGUUUAUACAGUGCCCGGUAGGAGUGGAGAGCCGUGGGAAGAGGUCUUGCGGCAAUCAAGCCUGGGUUCACCCCAAGACUAAGUUCUUUCCCAAGUCAGAGUGGAAGAGAGAAAGAAAAAUAAAUAAAUUCUCCCCUCCUCUCCUCCCUGCCUGUCAUGUCCUCUAAGCCAGAGCCAAAGGACAUCCACGAGCCGAAUGGUACUGGCCCUACUCCUUCUCCUUGUUCUUCAGAUGGCCCUGGGCGAGAGCCCUUGGCUGGGACCUCAGAGUUCCUGGGGCCUGAUGGGGUGGAGGUGGUAGUGAUUGAGUCCCGAGCUAACGCCAAGGGAAUUCGGGAGGAGGACGCCCUGCUGGAGAACGGGAGCCAGAGUAACGAGAGUGACGAUGUCAGCACAGACCGGGGUCCCGCGCCACCCUCCCCGCUCAAGGAGACCUCCUUUUCCAUUGGACUGCAAGUGCUGUUCCCCUUCCUACUGGCAGGCUUUGGGACUGUGGCAGCUGGCAUGGUGCUGGACAUUGUGCAGCACUGGGAGGUAUUCCAGAAGGUGACAGAGGUCUUCAUCCUGGUGCCUGCACUGCUGGGGCUCAAAGGGAACUUGGAAAUGACCCUGGCGUCGAGGCUGUCCACUGCAGCCAACAUUGGACAAAUGGACACACCUAAGGAGCUCUGGCGGAUGAUCACGGGGAAUAUGGCCCUUAUCCAGGUACAGGCCACGGUGGUGGGCUUCCUGGCAUCCAUCGCAGCCGUCGUCUUUGGCUGGAUCCCUGACGGCCACUUUAGCAUCCCACACGCGUUCCUGCUAUGCGCCAGCAGUGUGGCUACAGCCUUCAUUGCCUCCUUGGUCUUGGGUAUGAUCAUGAUCGGAGUCAUCAUUGGGUCUCGGAAGAUCGGGAUCAACCCAGACAACGUGGCCACGCCCAUCGCCGCUAGCCUGGGCGACCUCAUCACCUUGGCACUCCUCUCAGGCAUCAGCUGGGGACUCUACCUGGAACUGAAGCACUGGCGAUACAUCUAUCCCCUGGUGUGUGCCUUCUUUGUGGCCCUGCUGCCUGUCUGGGUGGUGCUGGCCCGAAGAAGCCCAGCCACGAGGGAGGUGUUGUACUCAGGCUGGGAGCCUGUCAUCAUUGCUAUGGCCAUCAGCAGUGUGGGAGGCCUCAUCCUGGAUAAGACUGUCUCGGACCCCAACUUUGCAGGAAUGGCUGUCUUCACACCGGUGAUUAAUGGUGUCGGGGGCAAUCUGGUGGCUGUGCAGGCCAGCCGCAUCUCCACCUUCCUCCACAUGAACGGCAUGCCAGGGGAGAACUCUGAGCCAACUCCUCGACGCUGCCCCAGUCCGUGCACCACCUUCUUCAGCCCUGAUGUGAAUUCACGCUCAGCCCGGGUCCUCUUCCUCCUUGUGGUCCCAGGACACCUGGUGUUCCUCUACACCAUCAGCUGUAUGCAGGGCGGGCAUACCACCCUCACCCUAAUCUUCAUCAUCUUCUACAUGACAGCUGCACUGCUCCAGGUGCUGAUUCUCCUGUACAUCGCAGACUGGAUGGUGCACUGGAUGUGGGGCCGGGGCCUGGACCCCGACAACUUCUCCAUCCCAUACUUGACUGCUUUGGGGGACCUGCUUGGCACCGGACUCCUGGCACUCAGCUUCCAUGUGCUCUGGCUCAUUGGGGACAGAGACACAGAUGUUGGGGACUAGCUUAGCCAUUCAGCCUUUCCCCCACCCCUCUGCACUUUCUAUUUGGAUUUUUAUUUUCCUUUUGUUUCCCUACCCCAUCCUACACUACACUCCCUGCCUUUCUGGGAUUUCACUUUGAUACCAAAUUCUCAUUAUUUUCAAUGGGAAUUUUUAUACAUUGAGCCAAGUUUGGAUAGGAAGAAUUCGGGACGGACAGAUGGGCUGACAUAAGCAGUAAAAGCAGACUUUGAGACAAUCACCAAGUGCAAUUCCACGGUGGGUGCCUCCAGAGGAGGUUAGAUGGGGACCUUGGCAUCCUGUCCAGCAUCGGGGACCUUUGCAUUAGCUUUAGCAACCUCAGCCUCGGCCCUAAUGAGAAACUCUUAAGUGGGCUCCGGGUUGUUUAGGGUUUGGCUGAACAGAGGGAGGAGGGAUAAUUAGCACUCCACACAUGCACGUACUUUUAUAGAAGUGGACCAACACACAGCACCAGGCAGGGGAAAGUUGCUUCAGCUCCUCGUAAUCACAGGCCCGCCCGCCCGCAGAGUCAGGUGCACUGGGGAUUCCGUCUGCACACACGUGCCUUGCUCAACUGCCUGAUUGCUUCCCUGCUGAGUGAGUGGUGGCCUGGGCUCUUAAUGGCUCCAUGUCAUCCACAGGUUUCCAAAGGUCCACGUGCCCCCUGAGUCUAGAGAACCGAGUUCAAGCCUCCUCUCUUAAUUCUCUCCACACACUCCGCCGUCUCCAUGCAGCUUGCCAGAUGGGCUUCUAAGAUUGGGGAUAGAUAGGACAAGAGAAUGUGCCAAAUGACCUGGAGAUUGAUGCAACCCCAGGGGGUGUCUCACCGCUGUCUCUCAUGACAUAACCACACGGUCCGUCUUGGCCUCUGUCACUUCCUAAACACACUCAUUCUAUCACACCAGGGCUCUGUUGGCCUUUCUCUCGGCUUCUGCCCACGGGCAUGCAUCAACCAUUCACUCAUUCAGCAAAUCUCAGCCUCCCCAAGAUGAGCCUUUCCACAGCACCAGCCUGCAAUAAUUCUUCACUGAGCAGUCCUUACAGGGUGCAUACUGUGCUAAGUUCAGUGCCCGGCAUUAACCACCAGUGCUAAGGGAAUCACUGCUCUAACCUCACCUCACCCCUAGGCUACAGAGGCCAUUGUGCCUCUUCAACCUGGCAGUAAACGUUCCCUCGUUAGCCCCUAACUCUGCAGUGACUGCCAGCCCCAUUGCUUAAGCAGCAGCAUGUCCUCAAAUACCCUCCUCCCUCGGCUUCUCUCUUCUCCACAUCUUGCUACACACUCCGAAGAGGGCUUGGAAUCAACAAGCUGGAUAUCAAUAGGGCUGCUUCAGUAUCUGCCUUGUCCAUGAUUCGAAGACCACCAGAGCCCCUUCCCUACACAUGCCCCAAACUCUUCAACAAAUGGGGUGCAGGCUGUUCUUCUGGCCUGUUUGUCUGGAGCCCAUAAAUUCCUCCCUCUGUGUAGCCUAAAGGGUCAGCCUCCAAGAACAGGAUUAAGCAGUGCCCUGUGUCCACCAACACUGUGCCUAGACCUACAGGCCCUUCUCGGCCUCAUUUCCUCUGACAUCAGAACUGUAGAAUUGGCCGGAUUCAUAGAGAUUGUCUAGCUGGGGUUGUGUCAUGCAGAUCAAUGUGGAUCUGAGUUUGUUUCUGCUCUUCCCUCUGCCCUAACUCCAUCUCAAAACUCAAGACUCUAGUACAGGCAUCAUACCCUAAGAGUGUGACCUCAGGGUCCCCAGCCACUUGCUCUGUCCUGACAUCUGGAGUUGGAUCAGGCUGUCUGGAGACUGAAGCAUCCUUCUUCCUUUGCCUAGAAAACAGAAAGGUAGGGGCACCCAGGCUCCGCGCGCGUGUGAGUGGAGGGGCCUGGAGUGACAGGAGAGUGAAUUCAGGAGAAGAUCCACUUCUUCCCACCGGGUCACACCCUAUUGCAUGUACUUUUGGCCUGACUGGAAGAAACAAAAUUGGUUUACUUUCAUAUCCUUCAAAAGUUACAGAAUUGUGUCUUAAGAGAAUUAUUUAUAGUUACUAUAACUGAAUUGACAAAUGUCGACUUAACUGAUAAAUUAUAUUUGGUAAAAUAAAAUGGAAGUUUAUUUCAA
Messenger RNA from Mus pahari (shrew mouse), 4674 nucleotides. It is a transcript of the gene Slc41a1, whose product is annotated as solute carrier family 41 member 1. The transcript has 11 exons. Gene Ontology annotation, cellular component: plasma membrane. The record is from RefSeq and is a predicted model, not a curated record. Gene Ontology annotation, biological process: monoatomic cation transport. NCBI's taxonomy places the organism in Eukaryota, Metazoa, Chordata, Mammalia, Rodentia, Muridae. Gene Ontology annotation, molecular function: monoatomic cation transmembrane transporter activity. The coding region runs from base 1034 to 2572 and encodes 512 amino acids.